AUGACACCUCAGCAGAAGUCAGCUGCGCAUCUACCUUUGCUAUAUAAUCCAUUUCUCAACUGUAUUUUCAACAAUCCCUACUACAACAAGGCUCCAUUCAAACAGACCAUAGAGGAAUUGGCCAGAAACCACAAUGACUUCACCAUUCUUGUACCUCCAGCACAUGUAUUACAUCACUGUUAUGACCCAGCGACAGAGUUAUCUUCUCAUAAGGUACUUCUUCGAGAAUUGUGCUAUAACAAUGAAGAAUUCAUACGAUCACACAUCAUCAGAACAGGCACUUCCUAUUCGUCUACCAUCACUCCCAUAUCAAAAGUUCAGCUGGUAAUAUAUAAUACCAUGAGUGGCAAACAGGUGCUUUUUAAGAAUGGUAUGGUUUUCAUGGGCAAAGGAUUCAAGAGGUCAUUGAAGUUGAACGUUUUACUGUUCCAGUACUUUAGCUCCUUCUGUGACUACUUCCCCAAAGGGAGCAAGUUUAUGAUUUUGUACGUAGAAGACUGUUUGAUCGGGAGUUUCGAUCCUCACCAACAUCUCAGUAGAAUUCCCCAAGAUGACGAAACAAGUAGUCAGAGAUCCGUUUCGCAGCAAGAAGUCCAGGAUUCUAUCACCUUUGAAAAGCUUCUUCGUAGUUUCCCGUUGCUUUCAAAAGCAGUAUCAGAGCGAUUCUACAGAUUGUUUCAUCAUAAUAAUCACCAGUUUAGAGUAUUGCGUAUAAAUACGAGAAAGAAGCUCGAACACAUCAGAAUCGAGUUCCACAGUAUGCUUGACGAAGCUUACAAAAUUAUCCAAGACAGUAUCAAAGUAGAAAACCCUGAUAGCGAACAAACCUAUAACAUAAUAAACCACAUUCUCAGCAUAUAUCCGGGGCUAGACUUAAACCGUUUGGUACAUGAUUAUGUGGAACUAAAUCUCUACGAUAAAUUGUGGGCGCAAUUGCUAUUCCAAUACAACUACCCUAACGACGACAAACAGAGUUAUGACCCAGAAGCAGUCAAAUUCUUAACAGCAGAGACAUACAACCGCUUAUCAUGUUUAGCUCUAAAUCAGCUAGAUAUACCGAUCUUUAAGCCUUGGCAGAUAAACACUUUACAAGAGAAAGUUGCUCUAGCUAUAGAGGAGUUCUCUAAGCUAGCUGACUCUUCAAUUGUUAACCUGACAGCGAAGACAAAAAUCAUCAUCAAUACUGUAAAUAUAUUAUCAGACUUGAAGUCAGGCUCAGACUUCGUAAUGGAUGCAGAUGUGCUCAUUGGUCUUUUAAUCAUGGUUAUUGUGCAUUCCAAGAUAGAUAACUUGGAAGCGCACCUCUACUAUAUCAAAAACUUCAGCGCUAUAGAUUACUCUGGUGAUGGUCAUUUCAACUACAUCAUGAGCAACUUGGAUGCUGUAUUAUUUCAUCUAUCUUCAUCUCUUAGUGAUGAAUUAUCUGAUUUGAUUGUACAUUCACAACAGAACUUUGAAUUCUGGUCUGCCAUACAGCAGGGUGACGUCGACGCCGCUAAGACGAUGUUAGAUGAAGUUCAUGAAAAUUAUGUAGGCAAGGAAAUACCCUCAAGUCAUUAUCUCAAAAGCAAAAAUAUCAAUGGAGAGAGCUGUAUCAUGUUCGCCAUCAAGGCGAAAAACUUCAGCAUAUACGACAUGCUCAUCAACGAGCACCCUAAUUGGUUCAGUAUUGACGAGCUCUUGUUUGACAAGAAUAUCAUUACUAAUCAGAACCUAGUGAUGGUUGCACUUGCGGACGAAUGUCCUGAAAUUGCUACCGAUUUAGUAAAUGUGAUCCUCAGUAGCGCCACAAAAGAGGAACAGGUUGCUUAUUUCAACUCUGUGGAUAAUGCUGGUAGAUCUGUGGGACAUUACUUGUUCCAUAACUACAAGCUAAUGGGCAUACUAGGUGAUAUAAUCGACUGGGAGUUGAAAGAUCUUAACUCGCAUACGCCGCUAUUUAGCAUAUGUCGAUGUUACGAUCAUCCUAACUACCCAACCUUGAUCUCCGAAGCAUUUGCAUGUGUAUACCAAAAGUACGGCGGAGAAAACAUCAAUUUUGAUAAACAUAUAGACAAAUCUGGAAAUACUUUGUUGCACAUCAUUCUAAAGAAUAUUCCAGAGUCGCAGUUAUUAUCGAGGAAGGAGAAUUUGAUUUCCGUCAAUCAGCAGAGCAGCAAGUAUAUGACUCCUUUGACUCUAUAUGUAAAAUACUAUCGAUUGGAGAAUCUUAAAGAUUUGCUACAAGACAAUAGGCUUGACUUUUUACUUGAAGAUUCAAAGAAUUGCUACAAUGUUUUUGACUAUUUUGGGUUUCUGUCCAUGAAGUCCACGAUUCCAAAUGAGACGUUCAAAAAAAUCGAAAGUCUCAUAUUUGGAUUCUACAUAGACAACUUUUUACCUAAAGUGGAUUGCAAGAAACUAUUUUCUCUCAAUGCUAAGUAUGACCAGAACAAGCGAGAUUGGUUUAUAUUUUUCCGCGAUUCUGAUGGUAUAUCUAAUCAUAAAUCAUUGGAGAUGCUUAAACAGAUUAUCUAUUUCAUCAAACUCGACAAUCCUUGUACAUACCUACCAGAUAAGGACGUCGUUUGGUUGAACUAUGGGUUGGGCUCAACAACUCCGUAUUUCCACAAAUAUAGAAUCAACAGAUUGAUCGACACACUAAAUUUAUUCUUCACAGGAUUGUUAUAUCGAAAUGGAAAUUGCUAUUUCGAAAGGUUUCUAGAAACAGGUAGAGACAGAGAAAGACUGACCUUAGACUUUAUUCAAGAAGCUAGUUUACGUCAAGAAAAGAAAAGAGCAAAUUUGGGAGUUGUUAAAUUGAAGUCCUCUCAGAUCGACGAGAUAGAAUUCUUCUUGACUUUUGCAAUUUCCGAUUUGUAUAAAUAUAAAGAUGCACUUCAUAAGUUUGGUAAGUUGAGUGCUAUUGCUGAUAUGAAGCAGACCGAUAUCAGAACUGUGUAUUUAUCUGCACUAAAGAAGCUAGUAGAUAGAGAAGGUAAUUACACAGAUGAACUUAAACUGAAAGUGCCAGUGGAAGCGGAAAUUCAAGAUUCAUGCUGGGGCGGUUUCCAUUCUUAUGUGUUCUGGUUGCAAAUCUCGUUGGAUGAAUUGUUGAAGAGUGUCAACAAGAUCCUAGAGGAGAUCAGAACAUGGAAGGAACUUUACAGUUCAAUUCGAGAACUUAACAGCGAAUUGCAUCAAAUCGAAGAAAAAUCCCCAAGCAAUAAUAAUGGUGGAUCACUCAGUAGAAGAAGUACUUUCUCUAUAGAGCCGAUUCCGGAGUUGGACUUUGAAGACGAUACCACCAGUGCGUUUUUCAACUUCAGUAACAUUAUUGAGAGUAAAAAAGCGAGGUAUAAGAAGUUGCUCAUGACAAAGUCCGAGAAAGUGAAGCAGAUCAUGAAGCUCAAUGUAGAUAUCAAAUGGGAACACGAAGUUGUCGCUUCUGAGAUUUCUAGUUUUCUCAAGUUCAGAUGUGACUUUCUCCGAUUCGGUGUCAAGACUUAUGUCAACAGCGAGACGAAGAGAAUACGCAACAAUAGCAUAGAGUUACGGAAGUUGUUGCGGGAUGUGAAAAAUAAUGGAAAAAGUUAUAGAAAGUAA
Scheffersomyces stipitis CBS 6054 is the source of this 3585-nucleotide messenger RNA. RefSeq lists its product as uncharacterized. The record is from RefSeq and is a predicted model, not a curated record. The coding region runs from base 1 to 3585 and encodes 1194 amino acids. Gene Ontology annotation, molecular function: guanyl-nucleotide exchange factor activity; SNARE binding. Lineage: Eukaryota; Fungi; Ascomycota; Pichiomycetes; Serinales; Debaryomycetaceae. The transcript has 2 exons. Gene Ontology annotation, cellular component: late endosome; transport vesicle; early endosome. Gene Ontology annotation, biological process: early endosome to late endosome transport.